This is a messenger RNA of Closterium sp. NIES-65, 627 nucleotides long. The record is from the annotation of a GenBank genome assembly. Lineage: Eukaryota; Viridiplantae; Streptophyta; Zygnematophyceae; Desmidiales; Closteriaceae.
AUGGCGUGGAUUCGCUGGCAAAUUCUAGCAACGCUCGCCGUUCUGUUUAUCGCGCAGAGCGCGGACGCAGCCGGGCUGAUCCCGGGCUUUCCGAUCCCGAUCCCCGGCGUCGGAACCGGCGUGUGCACAUGGGAUCAGUUCGUGGGCGAAAUGAAGAAGCUUCAGCGAACUUUGGCGAAAAAUCCUAUCCGUUACGGUGGCAUGGCCAUCGCGCUGAAACAAGGACUGAAAAAAAUGCAAAAGAAUGCUCCAAGCGAAUUGCUCCCUGCGGUCACCAUUCUCGUUCCAACAAAUCGCGCGCUUCUCGCCGCGAGCCUGAACCCCGCUUUCCUGAUCGACCUCAUUCAAAACAAGAAGAAGGUACAGGGUAUCGCCAAGGUGAACGUGCUCGUCGGCGAAUACGACUACAAUACAUUGAAGUCUACACCCAAGGGGCAAGGAAUACAAACGGCGGAUUCGAAAAAGAAGGUCGCGCGAUACAAGGGCCAGGAUAGCCCGAUGACGCAAGGCACGGGAAUGACGCUGGGCGUUGUCGGGGCGAAGGGACGAGCGGAGGUUAUGAAUAAGGACCUGUUUAGCGGUAAUUGCGUUGUUGCGCAAGGAAUCAGCAGACUGCUCCAGCCAUGA